Triticum aestivum (bread wheat) is the source of this 2878-nucleotide messenger RNA. RefSeq lists its product as uncharacterized. Gene Ontology annotation, molecular function: protein binding. NCBI's taxonomy places the organism in Eukaryota, Viridiplantae, Streptophyta, Magnoliopsida, Poales, Poaceae. Bases 37 to 2796 code for a protein of 919 amino acids. The record is from RefSeq and is a predicted model, not a curated record. The transcript has 9 exons.
CACAUCGCCUGAAUAGUACGUAAGUGCAAACGUACGAUGGCAACCUCGCCGGCAAAUUCCAGGAUCAGGUCGUCGCACGGCGAACCGCCUCCGUCGCUGAACCAAGAGUUGAUCGUCGACCAGAUCCUCACGCGACUGCCGGUGGCCGCAGCCGUGCGCUGCAGAUCGGUCUGCCGGGCGUGGAAUGCGGCCCUCGCCUCCGACCACUUCGUCGCUGCGCACGCAACCAGAGCAGCAGCCGCGCGCCACCCCGAGAUCGUCUUCUUCUCGCCGACAGAGAAGGGCGGCGCCACGUCCUUCUACGCGUGCUCGCUUCCCGUGGACGGGGGCGCGCCGCCUACCGCCGCCGCACGCAAGCUGCUCAGCGUGGGCAACCUCGCCGGCGAGUACCUGGUACUGACCGGCAAGCCGUGCCGUGGCCUGACGCUCGUCUUCGACGUCCGGUUGUCCGAGUACCACGUGUUGAACCUCUCCACCGGCGAGCAUGUAUCCCUGCCGCCGUGCGAGACGGCGGAGGAGAUAACACCGAAAAUAUAUUUUAGAGCAGGUGCGCCCCGGCCCGCUUAUCUGGUGCGUACAUACACCUCGCGAUAUGUGCCAGCCGCUACCGUAAGAUCGCCAGGCCACGGUUAUAUCGAUCGGGUUAGCAGGUCCUUCGUCCGUGAUCUCGCCUACUACACAGAGCAGGCUAGCCGGCGGGGGAGGGGGAUUCAGCAGGGGCAGAGCGGCCGAGGGAACCCGAUCCUGAGCGAGACGCAGGAGGUUCUGGUGCGGCGAGGAGGCACCGGGACGGGCGGGCCGCCGGGGAAAUCCAGCGCCAGGCGGCAGCGGGCACCGCCGCCCUUGACAUCUCGCCCAGCCGGCCAUUGCACGGAUCUAUCGAAGUUAGGCUUUUGGGGUGUAUGGGACGGGCCAAGGUGCAAGUGGGCACCGGCACAAGUUUCGUCACCGGGGAAAUCCAGCGUCGGGGCACAGCGCGCACCGCCUGGCAAGACACACCGCGCCGUCGGCCAUUGGACGGAUUCAACACAGAAUUACAGCAAGCUUAACAAGCUGGCCACGAUCCUGGAAGAAGAUGAGUCAGACAGGGGCGACGGGCAUAACGGUCCUACUUUCAGAUGUUCAGUGCAGAAGGUUUACUCCGUUAUCUCACAGUUUGACCAGCAGAAACGAGACAUCAUUACAUCUAAGGGUUGGGGUGGCACUUUAUCCAUGCCACUAAUCGGCAAGCUAAGCAUCAGACAUAUGGUAUGGCUUUUAGGGAUGGUGGAUGAGAUGAAGCAAGACAUUCGCAAGAAAACCACCGUGUCAAACAUAACAGGAUGUUUGCUUUUCUUACAGGUGUUCUAUCUACACAGCAUCGAUCUGGGGGAGAUAAGCAUGGCACAUGAUGUGUUCCCCAGAAUAAAAGUUUUCACAGCAGAUAAAAUUAGAGCCAUGAUUAAUGCCGACAAACCGAUGGAUUCAAUGAGGAACAGAGAUUUCAUUUUUGGCAUUUCAACGCCAACAGAUGCAGCUGGUUCAGCAUAUUCCGGGGCAGAUGACGGCUUUAUCGCACAGCAACAAGGGGAUGCUUGGGCAUGUGCAUCAAAGAUAUGUGAUUCUUUGAGCUUGUCACAUCAGAUGGCACAGCUGCAGAUGUCUGGCAGUCAUGUGACCGUGGAGUAUGGUACCGUCACGUGCCAUGUACAAGGCACAAGACAGCCGGGCGCCAUGUACAAGGCACAGGAUGCAGACGCGCGGAGGGUUUUCAACUCUGAAAUGAUCCUGCGGUGGGCAUCUCGAGGGAAAGCGGGUCGCUUCGACCGCUACGAUAACGCGGCCCCGGUGCAGCUGUUUCAAAAAUCCGCGUCCGAGAUAACACCGGUGGUUCCAAAGCUCAUGCAGGUCAAACGGCUUCCUCUGGAGCUCUCCAGCACCGGCCUCGGCUUCGACCCGGCGACCGGCCAGCACAAGGUGGUCAGGCUCUUCAGGAACAUCUUCGGGCAGCAGAAGUGCGAGGUGUGCUCGCUUACGGCGUCCGGCGAGUGGCGCUGGCGGCGCUGCGCCGGCGGUGACGCGCCGCCAAGGUUCGCGUGCUACGUCGACGGCAGGCCUCCCGUGGCCCUCGACGGAUCCCUCUACUGGCUGCUGCACCGGCGAACCUGCGCCGACGACGGCAGCGCCAGCUGGGACCCGCAGCAGGACGCGCCCAUCCUGUCGCUCUCCGUCGGCGCCGAGCGGUUCGGGUGGGUGCGCACGCCGCCGCGGCUGGCGUCACGCAUCCGGCACCUCACCAACCUCGACGGCGCCCUCUGCGCCGUCGUGCACGACCGCCUCGUCGACGACGUGCUCCUGCUCGUCACGUGGAGUCCGUCGUCGCCAUCGUGGUCUGCGCGCUGCCGCGUCGACGUGGGCAGCCUGCCCCGGCCGAUCCGCGACGAGCUCAGCGGGGAGCGGGAGAUCGUCCCGCUGUGCAGCGUGAAGAAGAAGGUCCUGCUGGCGACGAGCCGGCACAAGGUGUACGCCUACGACACGGAGCAAGGCGGCGCCGAGGAGGUGUUCGACAUGAACCGCUUUGUCGACGUGCCGCCCCACAACAGCGAGUCACGGCUGUUCGUCAACGUUGGACUCCACGAGGAACGCAUCGGCCCGAAGUUGGCGGGUGACCACUGGCUACAGGUGAAGCGGGGACGAGACAUGGUGCUCGGCAAGCGGGAGGCGUCGUCGUCGGUGUACCAUCUAGAACAUCGGGAGGAGGACGAGGAAUUUCACAGGACGAGAGAAGUGAUCAUGGACCUUGCAUUUCCAGCGUAGGGGUCUUCCUGCCUGCCAUCUAGCUUUUGGACGACGACUGCAGCUCCAGGGCGCUGGUCUUUAGGGGCACGUGCACGAAGAC